Molecule: messenger RNA, 2031 nt
Organism: Drosophila grimshawi
Lineage: Eukaryota; Metazoa; Arthropoda; Insecta; Diptera; Drosophilidae
Gene: beag
Product: protein Red
Exons: 2
Coding region: 93-1847 (584 amino acids)
Biological process (GO): mRNA splicing, via spliceosome
Cellular component (GO): nucleus
Source: RefSeq, a predicted model, not a curated record
ACAACGAUUGUAGUGCUAUCGAUAUGCAUCAAUAAUAUCGAGCAAGAAAAAUCUAUACAGAAAUAUAAUUUUUCAAGGAUUUGUUUAAUGCAAUGUCCGAAGCGCAUUUGGAGGCACCACCGUCGGUGCGCCUGACCAACGAUGAUUUUCGCAAACUGCUUGCCACACCGCGUACCCCGACGCCAAGCUCCUCGUCCAGCAGCGCAACUGGCGGAGGCGUUGGUGGCGUCGUCGGUGCUGGCAGCGGUUAUUUGGCCACCGCCCAAUUUGCCACGCCCGCAACGCCCGGCGAGAAGAAGAAGAGCUCGAGCGGCAGCAGCAGCAGCGAACGCAACGAUUUGCGACGCAAAAAGAAGAAUUUCUAUGCGGCUCUCAAAAAGCAGGAGGAUGUCAAGCUGCAGGAACUGUCCGAAAAGUACAGAGAUAGGGCGCGCGAGCGUCGCGACAACGUCAAUCCCGACUACCAGAAUCCGAGCAGUACACCCGGCCACGGCAGCAAUACGAACGCCUAUCGGGCCGUUGCUCCCGACAUGAAAUCGGGCGUGGAUGCGGCGGAGCGACGUCGUCGUAUCAUCCAGGAAUCGAAGUUCUUGGGCGGUGACAUGAAGCAUACGCAUUUGGUGAAGGGUCUCGACUAUGCCCUGUUGCAGAAGGUGCGCUCCGAGCUGCACUCCAAAGAGGCCGAGGAGGAGGAACUGGCCGCCGCCUUGGCGCGCGAAAAACUCGCCGAAGCCGCCGCAGCCGCACAGCAACUGGAGGCGGAGCGUCGCGAGGCGGAGGACAUAAAUGCGAUCAAUGGUGCACUGGCGAGGAACAUCUAUAAUCUGAUCCAGGCACGCCGCUCCAAGGAGGUGCCGCGCAACGAGCUGUUUGCGCCGGGGCGAAUGGCGUACGUCAUCGAUAUGGAGGACGAGAUGGAGAUGGAUAUACCGACGACACUGAAGCGAUCCAAGUAUGAGGUGCCAGUGGCACGCGAGGAUAUUGCCACGCUGACCACCAAUGAUAUUGUCAUCAAUAAGUUGUCGCAAAUCUUGAGCUAUUUACGCGCUGGUGGACGCAACAAGAAGAACAAGAAGCGCGACAAGGAUAAACCCUUGUUCUACGACAAGGAAGUGGAGCAUGUGCGCGGCCAGACUGCGGCAGGUGGAGCAGGAGGAGGUGGAGGAGCAGCAGCUGGCAAUAGCAGCAGUGGCAACAGUGGCAGCAAAUCCUCGAAAGCAGCAGGCGACAACAUCUACGAUGAUGUGGGCGACUAUCAGCCCACAAUGCAACCACGCAACGAACGUCAUCAAUCCAAAUCAAUCAAUCAAUCCGGCUCCGGUGCUCCUCAAUCCUACUUUGGUGAUGCACCUGCAGAGGUGGCGGAGCCGGUUAUAACAAGCAUACCGCCACCACCGAAAAUCUCCAAGGCGAUGGCUUCCCGGUUCGCCAACGAACCGGAAGGCUAUGCCGAGUGUUAUCCGGGACUGGAGGAGAUGAACGAUGCCAUCGAUGAUUCCGAUGAUGAGGUCGACUACACCAAAAUGGAUUUGGGCAACAAAAAGGGGCCCAUCGGUCGCUGGGACUUCGAUACGCAGGAGGAGUACUCCGAUUAUAUGAGCACCAAGGAGGCGCUGCCCAAGGCCGCCUUCCAGUACGGCGUCAAGAUGCAGGAUGGCCGCAAGACGCGCAAAAACAAAACCGAGAAGAACGAAAAAGCCGAACUCGAUCGCGAAUGGCAAAAGAUUCAGACCAUCAUCCAGAAGCGCAAGUUGCCCAAGGAUGGCGGCGGCGGUGGUGCUGGCGGCGGCGGUGGAAGUGGUGCUGGUGGUGGCGAUGAGCCCGACUACAAAUCAGCCAAAUAUUAAUUGGCCAAAAUGGCAAGCGCAUCUUCAAAUUGCUGCGUAGAAUUAAUAAAUAAUUCAAAAUAAUUCAAAAUUGAUUUGAAUAUUUUUCGAUUUUCAAUUUGAAAUAUAAAAGUUGUCAAAUUCUUUUUAAAUUAUUGUCUCUUGACAAAAAUGAAAAUUAAAUAAUACAAAUUGGUAAUCAAAA